Messenger RNA from Saccostrea echinata, 2576 nucleotides. Its product is annotated as steroid 17-alpha-hydroxylase/17,20 lyase-like. The transcript is spliced from 5 exons. Bases 126 to 986 code for a protein of 286 amino acids. Gene Ontology annotation, molecular function: oxidoreductase activity, acting on paired donors, with incorporation or reduction of molecular oxygen; heme binding; iron ion binding. Lineage: Eukaryota; Metazoa; Mollusca; Bivalvia; Ostreida; Ostreidae. The record is from RefSeq and is a predicted model, not a curated record.
UAAAUAUAAAUAAACACAACUGUUUUGUUGUUAUAUCACAGUUGAUUGGGAAAAGUUCAGGAAGGCACGGAGAACUUAAACAGAUAAUAAGAGACUUGGACUUCUGCGUCAAUGAGAGCCAUAAUAUGGGACCUGACAUGAUGUAUAACACGUUUCCAUUUCUCCGAUUUCUUCCACUUCAACACACGAGAAAACUAGAGGAUCUACGAAAAGCAAAGAAUCGAAUGAUGGAUAUGCUAGAGAAAAUAUCGAAUGAUCAUCCCGAAAAUACAGGUGUAUAUCAGUCCCUAAAACAACUGCUCCAAGAACGCGAUACAUCCGGGCAACGAUGGUUCAAUGAAAUUAACCUGUGGUGUUUAAUUGUCAACAUCGUCUCGGCAGCAUACUUAACGUCAAGAGGGACGCUGCUUUCUCUUAUACAAAUUCUGGCAAAACGACCCGACCUCCAGAAGUCUAUACAAAUAGAAAUCGACAAUGUGAUUGUUGUUGCUAGGAAACCCGAUCUACAAGACAGGCAGCAGUGCCACCUGGUGGAAGCCGUGAUUUUGGAAACACUUCGUUAUAUUCCGGUUGUUCCCAUCACCUUCCAUAACACACUUGGGGACACAGAGGUCAAUGGUGUCUUCGUUGAAGAGUAUACCACGGUUGUUUGCAAUUUUUGGACUGCACUUCAUAAUGAAAAAGAAUGGAAAGACCCCUUUACUUUUAAACCUGAGAGGUUCCUACAGGAAGAUGGAAGUUUGUUACCUUCUACUGAUCCUGCAAGAAAGAGGAUGGUUGCAUUUGGAUUGGGAAAGCGUAGCUGUAUCGGUGAGGUGUUUGCUAAGUCCCGGAUGUUCCUGUUUGUAGCUACACUUCUACAGAGCUUUUCAAUCCUGGAACCAGAGGACAAAACACUUCCAGAUCUUUUACCUGAUAAAAUGGCACCUGGAGUUGUUUUGCAACCCAAUCCAUAUAAAAUUCGCUUUGUUUCGAGAAAAGAAUAGAAUAUAUACAUUCAGUUUACACGCAUACAGCUUCAUAUUGGUCUGAUUGAUUUCUAUGUAUACAAUCAUAUAGUCAACAAUAUGUUCGGGUUCAACCUAGGUUCAUAUUCUUCACUAAGGGUUUUCAUCUUCAGCGAUAGACCUUUUUGUUAUUCUUAAUUUGUUUUCUUUUAUUUUUUUUUUCCUUACCGAUUUCGUACAAGCGAUUUUUUUCAGAAACAUCUUGCUCCAUUUUCAUGAAACUUUCAGAUCUAGUAGACCAUUAAAAAAUCUAGAGUGAGAAGAGAGAGAAGAUAAGCAGGUGCGCGGUGCUGGCGUUGCAGUACUUUUCCCAGGGGUGUCGUGUGAGUUAGUUAGAGUUAAGGUUUGUGGGUUGUGAAUGAUUUCUGUUUAUCUUGAAUGGACAAAAUCUCAGAGAUGAAAGCAAGAGUUAAUAAAUUGAUGUCGUAGUUGUGAUAGAAUCUCAUGUUUGUGGAAAGGAGUGAGGAGGCCUCGUGAGAAAGGAAGAGAGUGAGUUUGACUGUGAAUAUAUGCAGAAGUAUUCUAUUAUUACAUGUAGUGUUGUAAAUAUGUAAAUAAACUUGUAAAUACAUGAAGAAAGUGAUUAUUACCAGUGACCAAAAGGACGGGAAGGGCCCCCGUCACAAAUUAGUGAAAGACGAACGGUAUAUGUGUAAUGUGUUAUAGGCCGACAUAUUACAUGUAUUAUGUGCUAACUAAUUCAACGUUUAUUGAUAUAUUUAAGGUUCAGAUUCAGGCUCUUGAUAUUUUCAAAAUAAGAAUAGUAAACAUAAACAAAUUCACAACUGGUUCCGUUUCGUUCCGUAAAAUACCAAUACCCACUACAAUAUUGGUACUUUGCGAAACGGAACGGAACUACAAGCUUAUAUUUUGUCUAAAAAUAUUUUUUAUAGGGCCUGGCUAUUUUCUCUACAGAGAACUUAGAAUGAUUGUUUACAUUUUGGACGGUAUUUGUCUAUGGUUAUGUUGAUUAUACGAGUAACUGAAAUUUGUUUGUUUGUAUGUUGUUUAACGUCCCUCUCGAGAAUUUUUCACUCAUGUGGAGACACAACCACUUGCCGGUAGAGAGCUGCAAAUUUUGUCCUAUACUCGGCACUUACGGCCAUUGAGCAGUGAGGGACCUUUUUUCGUGCCAGCACCUACUGCGACACGGGACCUCGGUUUAUACGGUCUCAUCCGAAGAACCGGUCUCCACGUCCCACAGUGGGAUUCGAACCCGCGACGUAAGGAUCAACUCCUUACUCCGCGACUCUAGAGCAUAACUGAACUUUGAGAGUGUCCUAAGAAUUAUUAUUAAUGUCUCUACAGUCUUACGAUUUAGUAAAGUAAAAGAAAUUCUCUUCUGAAUUAUUACCGCAAUUUUAUUGGAUGCUUACUGGAAAUGGCUUUUACGCACUAAUUGUAGAACCAGUAUGGUAGAAAAUACGGAUCUCCGGAUAAGAUGCUACAUACGCCGACAUACGUGUGCACUUAGAGAUACAAAACUUUAUGAAUAAGAUGUCUAGACUAGAUUAAAAAUUAUAGUUUAAUUAAUGAGUUUUAUAGAUGUUUUUUUAGUAAAUAAAGUAA